AUGGCUUCGUCGGUUUUCUACCUCGCUCACCUUCCCAGUCCGCCGAUACCUCUUCCCCGCGUUCCGGGCCCCAAACUGGCGCCUUUCACUCCAAGUGCUCAAGCUGACAUUGAGUUUCUUGAGUUUCUUGGCCACGAAAACGACGUGGAUUCUCUGGUUUGGAAAGUCAAGAUCAACGGAGGGCUCUUUGCUCUUAAGGUGUUCUUCUUCCGCCGGUGGGAAUUUCUCCGUGACAAUCAGGGUGCGGACCUUACGACACCACUGGCCAAUCCGCAGCUUUAUGUCGACUACUUUGACCCCUUCAACUGUGAGUGCCGUGCCUAUGGCCGACUCAAGGAGGCAAAGCGCGAGGAUCUGGCCGUCAAGGCCCACGGCUAUCUCCUUCUCACGCCCCAGCAAGAAAUCGAGUUAGAGCGUAGAGUGACAGCCAUUGACCCUGACCCACUCCCCGAUGCCAACGCAAGCGAGCUCACUGGUCACAACUUCUGGACGCGACACGAGCAGCACCGCGGACUGCCCGUUCGGGCCAUUGUCAAGGAUUUCGUCCCCGGUGACCGUCUUACUUCCGCUCAGGUCCGGGCCAUGUGGCCGGACCUACAGGAACUUCACUCUCUAGGCAUCCUCGUGGGCGACACGCACGGCGGAAACUAUCUCGGCGGGAAGCUCGUCGACUUCAGCCGCUCGUUGACCAUGUACCACCCGGGUCUGCACUACAUUUUUGAGAGCACGCAAAGGGAAAUGAUGUUGGAGGAGCUGCAGCACCUACUGGACUAUUACUAUUACCUGCUGAAUUGGAGCUCGACGGACGGGAUCGACAUCCCUCAAGACCUCGAGGCUUUCUGCUCGGGACACCUAGACGAGUACCAGAAUCUUCCCAUAAAGCAUAAGUUUCUUCAGUGGGAGGAGGACCCCGACGCGGCAAUGAAGUUCGUGGAACAAGAGCUAUUCAAAAAGGAGGUUGAUUGA
Thermothielavioides terrestris NRRL 8126 is the source of this 966-nucleotide messenger RNA. RefSeq lists its product as uncharacterized. NCBI's taxonomy places the organism in Eukaryota, Fungi, Ascomycota, Sordariomycetes, Sordariales, Chaetomiaceae. The transcript has 2 exons. The coding region runs from base 1 to 966 and encodes 321 amino acids. The record is from RefSeq and is a predicted model, not a curated record.